AUGGAUUCAUUAAGCAACGCGAGUAACACUUCCAAGAAGAGACCCUCCAAGAGUCUUCGCCGGGCAUGCUGGGAAUGCAAAAAACCCAAGGUUCAAGUCGAUGUUAGCCCAGCGACGAUCAGCCCUCGCACAAGUAUGGACAACCCAGGACCGGAUCGGGUAGACGAAGUAAACCCAUGCUCGAAACACAUCCAAGAAAGGCUGUGCAAACUCGAGCAGUUAUUUGAGAGAUUCGUGUGUCGUAAAAAUGCCACCACAGCCGCAGUCAAUACUGCGCCGCGCAGUCCUACCCUCACUGCUUCAGGCUCUAGUGAGAAAGAAAGCAAACCGGAUAUGUCCGGAUACCGAAGUGACGCGUACAGCAUCUCCUCACUGGGCGACGGUAUUCUCGGAGCGUAUACAUGGACGUCAGCGCCUUCUAUCCGUACCUUGGUCGACAAACCGGAGACUAAAGGGCAGCCCGCAGGCUAUGACAGAAAUCAUCGAACACUGGCAGCCCUACUACCCUCACAACAUGAUGCAGACAUCAUCUUCGAAUCGUCUAAUGGGUGGAUGAUCCUAGAAGGCAUCUACCGGGCUUCCAAGGAAAUCUAUGUUCACAAGGACUUGCAGUCGUAUGCUCUGGACAUGCAAGCCGUUGCACAAGAGCGAACCAUUAUCGUGGCGCGCACGCUUUUACAUUUGGCGAUUUGUAUCAACUCUCUCCCACCAGAGUUCGACUGUUCGCGACUCUCGAGCAUGUGGAAUUUAGACGCAACGAUGCAAAACUAUGUUUCAACGGUAACAUCACUUGUAACUUCCUCAGAUGAACAGAUGAUGACUCUGCAUGGACUCGAGACGCUGUUGCUCUUGGCUCUUUUUCACAUGAACAGUGCUUCACUGCGGCAGUCAUGGCUCGUUGUGCGCCGCGGUCUUAGCCUGGCCCACCUGAUGGGAUUCCAACGCAUUAUCGCGCAAGAGGAUCUUAACCCGGCAAUCCCGGCGGUCACGAAUGCAAAAUCGAUCUGGCGCUCCUUCGUCGACCUUGAUCGGUAUCUGGGACUUCAUCUCCGCCUUCCGUUCGGUGCGGAUGACUAUCCACUUGCGGCAGACGCUGAUGCGCAUCUGAUCCAUCGUUCGAAACUCAAUUACAUGACGAGACAAGUGGCAGAGCUUGAUCGCGAUGUCUCACCCCAAGCAUACUCAGCGGCGCUGGCACUGGACGAACAACUGGAGUCAUGCAUGAAGGAGAUGCCCAAGGACUUUUGGGAGGUGCCGAACAUCCCGUCUACAGCAAGAUCACCAGAGUCAUUUGCUACGUUGGAACGACUGAUGGUGCAGGUCUGGCACUUUGAGAUGAAGAUAUUCAUCCACUUGCCUUAUUUACUCAGAGCACAUCUGGACAACCGAUAUGAUUACUCCAAGGUCACCGCGUUGCAAGCCUGCCGGAACGUUUUGAUGAGAUGGUUUGCCCUUCGCAACUCAAACAUCACACAAGCCUGCUGUCGUUUCGCCGAGAUCGGAGUGUUCAUUGCCGCCGUCACUCUCACACUCGACAUCGUCAUUGAGCUGGGCACAAAGGAGAAGAGCGAGGUGAAGAAGACCAAAGGAACAGAUUUUGCUAUGAUCUGCCGCCUUAUCGGCGAGAUGGAAAAGCUGGCCAGCGCAAGCCCACGUGAGAGAAUCGCGGCGCGCAGUGCUGUGGUGCUUAAGAAGAUCCUCUCGUCGCUAGACCCGAGCAAACAGCCCGUUGGCAAAGUACGCCAUACAAUACCGUUCUUCGGAACAGUGGAGUUGGAGUUUAUGAAACUGCCCAUACGGCCAGUGUUCGACAUCGACUCUGAUGCAGGCAAGCUGUUGAACGCCACUGCUACGGGGCAACAUGUUCCUGUGUUUUCGUUCAUCGACAACUCUUUGUGGCCGCCGGCUGACGACGAGUCAGAUCAAUGGGAUAUUGUCCUAUUUGACGGUCUUGAAGACCGCGAUACUCAGGGCAACUGGGUGUUCUAG
Alternaria arborescens is the source of this 1989-nucleotide messenger RNA. RefSeq lists its product as hypothetical. Bases 1 to 1989 code for a protein of 662 amino acids. The record is from RefSeq and is a predicted model, not a curated record. Lineage: Eukaryota; Fungi; Ascomycota; Dothideomycetes; Pleosporales; Pleosporaceae. The transcript is spliced from 3 exons.